Messenger RNA from Mytilus trossulus (common blue mussel), 989 nucleotides. RefSeq lists its product as uncharacterized. The coding region runs from base 65 to 631 and encodes 188 amino acids. Lineage: Eukaryota; Metazoa; Mollusca; Bivalvia; Mytilida; Mytilidae. The transcript is spliced from 5 exons. The record is from RefSeq and is a predicted model, not a curated record.
UAAAGUGAUGUAGUCAGGAUCUAGCUUGCUUCAUUUCUUAUAGUUAGAACAAUUGUGUUCAAAGAUGAUUGAGACGAAAUAUUUAGCAAUCUUUGCUCUUGUAGCAGUGCUGUUUAAUUACACAGAUGGGAGCUGUGUUUUCCCUGAUGAGCUGAAAGGAAGCUGGAAACACCCUGGAGGGGAUGACACUUUGUUACAAUUCACUAGUGAUGAAUUAACUGGGUUUAAGUUAACUGUUCCUAGACUAUCCCAGUCAGAUUUUGAGUGUAUUAGUUCUCGUGUUGACGGAGACGCAACAAAGUACAUGUUGAGAGCCAGAACCUCUGUGAUAGUAUUUGGAGUCAGACCAGCACUUUACAUGUGUGUAGAAAUAAAAGAAAAGAACAAUAUCAAGUACUAUUCCAUCGACACAAAGAAAGAUCCUAUCUUACAAGACAAGUUGUACGGUACAGCAGUAGAUACAAUACCAGAUAUAUCAGAUGUCUGCAAUUUGAGUGACCAGGACGGUAUUGUCAUAUUAAAAGACUCUGGAAACGGUCCGAAACAGACAAAAAGAAAAAUUACCAGCUUGUUAAGCCAGUUAAGACAAGCUCUUGAACAGAAAGAUGACAAUUUCGACAUAAAGAAAUAAAUGCGUAUACACAUGAUGAUUUGAUGCCUGAACAUAUAUACACUGCAAUGUUUUAAUGCCUCAACUUUAUAGUCUUCGAUAACUUCAUAUCAUUUGCCUAUACCGUUCGGUGAUUUGAUGCCCGAAACGUACAUACUCUUAGAUAAUUUAAUACCUGAAAGUAUCAUACUUUGUGAUGAAUGCUCACAACCAACAUAAACUCUGCGAAAAUUUGAUGUCUGAAGUCUACUUCACUCUGUGUUGACUUGAUGACCACUUUCUACACUUUGAGAUGAUUUGAUGUUCAUAGUUUAUAUUAUACGAGACUUUCAUAGAUAUAGUAUCUUCCAUGUAACUAUUUGUAUGAGCUUUGUAAUAA